AUGCCUCCCAAGAUCAAGUGGGACGCAGCUGCGGACCAGCUGCUGCUGGCAAAGAUCCUUGAGACUCACGAGCUGACAGUUGACUGUGCUCACGUCGCUGAAGCCUGGCCCGGUGAACCCGAGUCUAAGCCAACCGCCCGCGCCAUCAGGGAGCGAAUUUCUAGAAUUCGCGACCUUGCUAGGAAUACCACUACUGGCCUUGCUGGAUCUCAGAGCCCUAGUUUGGUUCGCAAGCCUGCUACUCCCCGAAAGCCCACCAGUGCCGGCAAGAGAACCAAGGCCAGUGGCGAUGGCAGCCCCUCCCGCAAGCGCAAGCGCAUUGUGAAGGAGGAAGAGUCUGUCACCGAGGACAUCGCGGAGUAUGUUGACGAGGAAAAGGAUUUGACCGCCUCUUCCGUUGCUGGAGAGUUGAGCUUCGGGGCCGAGGAUCUGUGA
Molecule: messenger RNA, 435 nt
Organism: Penicillium nucicola
Lineage: Eukaryota; Fungi; Ascomycota; Eurotiomycetes; Eurotiales; Aspergillaceae
Exons: 3
Coding region: 1-435 (144 amino acids)
Source: RefSeq, a predicted model, not a curated record